CCUUUCCCAACACGUAUCGUCACUGGUCUCGAAAUGUUUAUUAUAGAGUAUGCACCGAUACCUUUGUGAAGCGAGUGUUCCUUCUGAAGCCUUGAAGCAUUACAUGAAUCUUUGCCUUUUGGGAGAUGCCUUAAUAAACUGUCUUAUGUGAAGGACUGAGCGCUUAUCAUAUCAUAUACUUCCUGUAAACGUGAAAAGCUUACAUGAAUGGCUCUCGGUCUGUUCUGAAGCCUUGAAACACUACAUAAAUCACUGGCCUUCGGAAAGCGUCGUCUGUUGUGAAGUAUUAAGUGCCAGUCCUCUCUGAAAACCUCAAAAGCAAACGUGAAUCGCUGUCCGUAUAUUCUGAAGCCUUGAGAUAUUACAUAAAUCACUGACUUCCGGGAGGUGCAUUCGUACAUUGUCUUGUGUGAAGGAAUGAGCUCUUAUCCUCACGUGCGCCCUCUGAAAACCUCCAAAGCUACCUUCAAAAGCUGGCGGUGUAUUCUGGGGAUGAAAACAUUGAAGGCGCACUCAUACAAGGUGAAGAAUUAAGCACACAUCCUCACACGCCAAGAUGAAUGGUUCGCUGUGUACUCUGGGGAUGGGUGCAGCUCACGUAAAGGUGUUCUCUUUCCAGAAUAACCUUGAGUCUUCAUAAUUAAUAAGCCCCGGCUGGGAGAUUUUCAGCUGCCCCACUGCCCUUUACACUCCCGCCGCCAACCACUCUGUUGUGAGCACCGUGGACGUGGGCACUGCUGCCAGCGUAGGUGUGGCUGUUGCUUCCUGACUAAACUAAAGUGCUUUUCUGAAACACGACAUAGUAAACACCUAAGAAAACCUGAACACAUCGAAGGCAAACGAAAGAAAAUUAAGUUGACGGGAAAUUUUGCGGCAUGUGGAAGCUUUAAAUGCCGUGAAUGAUCCCUGGCCAGUGCGCAGCGCUGUGUUUACAUCCCCACGCCACCAUGCGAUCUCACCUCUUCGUUCCCCUGGUCAACCCCUUCGUACCCAAAACCCACGGAGUGUACGUUGUCCUCCAGGAACCACAACCGAGAGUCCGUGACAUCUCCGCAGGGCGCUCAAGGACUAAGAAGUGAGGAUUCUGCUGCAAGGCGAGGGAGAGGCAUGCAGUUAGCUGAAUCCUAAGAGCAGAGUGAAAAGAGCGAUAAAAGACCGCAACAGAAGCUACAUCGUGGCGGACACGAAGGAUGAAGACAGUCAGUUAGAUGACAGCUAGCUGUUCACUACAUCAUUCCGACUGCAACUGCCAAGGGAGGUGUUCCACGCGCCCUUCACCACCCGGUUCUGCACGGCCUGGACGGGGCUCCUCUGCCCGCUCUGCCUCGCCUGCCUCUUCUGCUUCAGGAGGGACAAGGACUCACUCAAGGUCUCCCUCAAAACCAUCGCACAGAACUUCAGGGACCGCGGCAUCACUUUCAGUUCGAGAGCAGCUGCUGGACAUGACGGAGAAGAAAUCCCACGUGUACCUCGGUGGAGUCCAGACCAUGCACUACAGAACAUUCGAAGACAAGAUAGGACUUCCAGGAAUGCUGGGCACUGUAGUAGGGGAUGUGAAACCCUUCUGUGGGAGGCAGGAGGGAUGUGUGACAGUGUUUGGGAGGCAGGAGGGAUGUGUGACAGUGUUUGGGAGGCAGGAGGGAUGUGUGACAGUGUUUGGGAGGCAGGAGGGAUGUGUGACAGUAUUUGGGAGGCAGGAGGGAUGUGUGGCACUGUUUGGGAGGCAGGAGGGAUGUGUGGCAGUGUUUGGGAGGCAGGAGGGAUAUGUGACAGCUUUUGGGAGGCAGGAGGGAUGUGUGGCAGUGUUUGGGAGGCAGGAGGGAUGUGUGGCAGUGUUUGGGAGGCAGGAGGGAUGUGUGACAGUGUUUGGGAGGCAGGAGGGAUGUGUGACAGUGUUUGGGAGGUAGGAGGGAUGUGUGACAGUGUUUGGGAGGCAGGAGGGAUGUGUGACAGUGUUUGGGAGGCAGGAGGGAUGUGUGACAGUGUUUGGGAGGCAGGAGGGAUGUGUGACAGCAUUUGGAAUGUGCAGGCUGGGUGUCGAAAGCUAUGGGUUAGAGAGUUUGACCUCCACUGAAGUGUAAGGAUGUUGGAACUUGUUAGGGAAAGGAUGAGAAGAUAAUAAGAGAAUAAGAGCAGGCAAGGAUGGAGUGAUGGAGUCUGUGACGGAAGGGAUAAGAGGUGAAUGAGAGAAUUUGAACAUGUAAGGAUGGAAACAAAUGAAGGAUGGAGUGAUGGAGUGUGUGAGGGAGAGGAUAGGAAGGGAAUAAGAAGACUUAAACAUGCAAGGAUGGAAAUAAAUGAAGGAUGGAGUAUGUGAAGGAGACAAGAUGAGAGAAAGAAAAUUAAAACAUUCAAGGUGGAAACAGAUAGAGGAUGGAGUGAUGGAGUGUGUGAGGAAGAGGAAGAGAACAAGGGAAGAAUCAGAGGGUUGGAGCAUGGAUGGAGGAAAUACAAGGACAGGAAUAAACAGAUGGAUAAAUAAAUAGGGAAAGUAAAGGAGGCCUGGAAAAUAUGAAACUGUUGAGGAAAUGUAGAAGAGCUGGAAAGUACUUGAUAGAAUAAUGACAUUACAAAAAAAUAUUAGUGACGUGACAGAUCUGGUGAUAUAAAAGAAGUUGAAAAUGAAUGAAAAUAUUGAUGAUGCUAUUGUUGAUGAUGUUUUGAUUGUAAUGCAGCACAAUCUGCCACCAGGAAAGCCUUCAGGUUGUUGAGAAAUGAGCCAAGAAUCUUCAGGGAGACCGAAUCAAACAGUAUGGUCAACGCUAACACCUAUAGAUAGGUUAGUAGUAGUAGUAGUAGUAGUAGUAGUAGUAGUAGUAGUAGUAGUAGUACCAGAAGUAGCAGUUAUUAUAAGUAGUAGUAGUAGUAGUAGUAGUAGUAGCAGUAGUAGUAGUAGUAGUAGUAGUAGUAAUAGUAGUAGUAGUAGUAGUAGUAGUAGUAGUAGCAACAGAAGUAGCAGUAGUAGUAGUAGUUGCUGCUGCUGCUGCUGCUGCUGCUGCUGCUGCUGCUGUUGUUUACUGACAAAAAACACACGUAAAACAAAAAGUUACAAUCUCAUUUUUUGUCCAACUUGAAUAGAAAUAAAAAUAAAGUUUUGUAGCGGCCUCGCUGCACAAGACUUUCUUCUUUCUCUCACCCCUAUUCUGUCCACCUCUCUAACGCAAGAGUUAACCAGUAUUCUCAAUCAUUCAUCCCUUUCUCUGGUAAACUCUGGAACUCCCUGCCUUCUUCUGUAUUUCCACCUUUCUAUGACUUGAAUUCCUUCAAGAGGGAGGUUUCAAGACACUUAUCCACCAAUUUUUGACCACUGCUUUGACCCUUUUAUGGGACUGGCAUUUCAGUGGGCAUUUUUUUUUAUUAGAUUUUUGUUGCCCUUGGCCAGUAUCCUUCCUUCAUAAAAAAAAAAAAAAAAAAAAAAAAAGAUGUGUAAUAGGCAUAAAACACACACACACACACAGGGAGCAUUCAUAACUUUAAAGAUGAAUAUGAAAAAUUAACUUUAAAAAGAUGGAACAUAUUGUGUGCCUAUCUGGGCCAGUACAUGGCAAUCAUUUCUCUCAAAGCUAAUUAUAAUUCAGAAUGAAAUUUUUCGGAGUAUUUAUUUCAUGAAAAAAAAAAAAAAAAAAAAUUCACUCGACAGCCAACAUUUAUUUUUCAUUAAAUAUUCUUAAUUUUCACUCUAUUCAUAAUUGUUUUAUCUUACUAAUGAUUUACAAAAGAAUAGUUCAAAACACUGUUUUUAAGUUCAUAGAAAGUACUCAGCAUACUGGAAGUAUUAAUAUAGAUUUAGUUUGCCCAACAUUCUGAAGUUAAUUAUUUAAAAAAAAAUUUUAUUAGUUUUGUUCCAAGAACAUUUAACACCUUAUCUCUGGAUACAAAAAAAAAAAAAAGAUGAAAGAAGGGAAACUAUAUAAAUACAAAAAAAAAGUAAAAAAAUCUAUUAUCUUUACAAAAUACAUAAUAUCAAUUGUAACUCAGUCUUUUUCUUUAUUUAUUGCUGUAGAUAUUGUCACUAAUUACUAUUACUAAUGUGUUAUAUCAAAAGAAAAGUAUAAUUUUGUAAGUUAUUA
Scylla paramamosain (green mud crab) is the source of this 4070-nucleotide messenger RNA. RefSeq lists its product as uncharacterized. NCBI's taxonomy places the organism in Eukaryota, Metazoa, Arthropoda, Malacostraca, Decapoda, Portunidae. Bases 1209 to 1907 code for a protein of 232 amino acids. The record is from RefSeq and is a predicted model, not a curated record. The transcript is spliced from 4 exons.